UAAAGCGUAUUUUCAGGUUUUAUUUAACAAAUCUUCCCUAGUCAAUUGACCUCACCUCACUAUAGGGCAUGCAGCAUGCAAAGGGUCCUUCUUCUCUCUAAACCCUAAUCGUAGGUCGGCGAACCCAAUUUUCUGAUCCCAAGACGAUUUCGCCUUUAAUCGCGCGAUCCGAUCCAAUGUCACUCGUCCGUUGCUUAUCCCUCAGGUCGUUGCUCAACGCUCGCCGAUACCGAUCGUCUUAUGCUUGUCUUGUCCCUUUCAACUCUCGUCGCGAUGUAGAAGAAGAAGCUACACGCCAAUUCCCAGAAACUCGGAGUUAUUACCACAGUUUCAUCCACCAGCAGAGCUCGUUAAUCGGUGCUGUCUCCAACUUCUCUCGCAAUCGCUCUUCCUUCCAGUCUCCAGUGAUUCCAUCUCAUCGCACCAUUUCGACAUUCAACUUCGCUGGCUCGAUCGGGUCUGUCGAAAUCCUCACCGAUUGGGUUUUGAAAUCUGCGGUUUCUAAUGUCUAUGCUUUACACAAUGUUGCUGAUGCUCUUUCUUCACUUCAACACUUGCUCGCCUUGCUCAAUUCUUUCACCUUUUCUCAGUGGUGGGUGUGUAUCAUUGUCACUUCGCUUUUGAUUCGGGGAGUGACCAUUCCGGUUAUGAUUGAUUGGCUAAACAACAUUGCUGACUUUUUCAAGAAUGUCGGCUCGCACUCUGCUUCAGCGCAAGGGGAGGAGGCUCUAAACAAGGUAUCACUUCUCAGUAAAAGUGGAAGAGUAAUGUACACCAUGUUGGAAAAGGAGUUUCUUGGAGUGAAAGGAUCAAUCACUGGCAAGGGCAUUCAUGUUCCUGUCUUCUGGCUUUCCAUUGAAGAGUUAAGACAAAACAUGGCUGGGAUUCUUGUUUCCUGUCUUCGUGGUAAGACAUUUGCAGCGGAACUAAUCAGGAACGGUGUCUUGAGCAAAGGACGCUUAGUGAUAGUCGUCGGUGAUGGAUUCGGCCUUGAAAUCCAAAUCUUCGAUCUUGAUUUCUCUCUUAUCCUCAGGCGUCGUCAAGUCCAAAAACCACCGGCUCUCCAAUACCAUCAGUAUCUAUUGGAGUAGCAGCAAUUACGACAUAAAGCUACGAUUUAAUAACUUCUGAUUUCAUUCUGUAAUAAUUUUUUUUUUCUUUUGGUUGAAAGUGAUUUCGUAACCUAGUGCGUAUUGGUGUUUACCUGUUGAUGAAACAUGCGCAAUUUGUGAAUAACGCGUGUCUGGACAUUAGGAGGACUCGAAAACUUUGGGAAAGUUGUUUCUUUUCAA
Molecule: messenger RNA, 1292 nt
Organism: Raphanus sativus (radish)
Lineage: Eukaryota; Viridiplantae; Streptophyta; Magnoliopsida; Brassicales; Brassicaceae
Product: mitochondrial inner membrane protein OXA1
Exons: 6
Coding region: 177-1091 (304 amino acids)
Source: RefSeq, a predicted model, not a curated record